GGGGCUACUCGAACGCAUGAGGCUCCGUUAGGUUGCUUCCGCUUCAGGCCCUUGCACAGGUUGCCGCAAGGCCGGGGAUGCCAGGGCAUACACAGAAGGUCUUACACGGUUUCACGCGUCUUGGCCAGGCAAAACUGAGUACUAAAUUACUUCUUUCAUCCUAUGAUAGGCCGGUAACUGCGCAUGCGAAGCCGACUCGGAAACGGCUUCAUCUCUGCCAUCCCAUCCACCGCGAGCGCUGAGUUAGGGCACGCGCGAUCCCUUUUUCCUACUUUUAGGUACUAUUAGUUCCUCGCCAUAUAUUGAAAAUGCAGCUUGCUAACGCUCCUCGCCUCGCGGCCCGUCCGGCCCGGUCGGCCGUGAAGGUCUUCGCUCAGCAGCGUACUCAGGCCAAGACCGCCGCGCCGAAGACUCUCGCGGCCGGCCUGGUCGCCAGCUCCGUCCUGCUGCAGGCGUCUGCUGCCCGCGCUGAUGAGCUGGACUCCACUGUGGAGAGCGUGGUCGGCGCCGUGAAGGCCACGGGCGAGGUCGUCAAGGCCGGUAUCACCACCCUGCAGAGCGGUGUGAAGAUCCUGAAGGACGGCUACGACGUGGCUGCCCCCUAUGCCCGCGAGGUGGUUGACGCCGUUGGCCCCGUGGUUGUGGAGGCUGCCAAGAAGACCGUGGAGCUGGCCUCGCCUGCCCUUGAGGCCGCCGCCCCCGCCAUCUCGAACACUGUGUCUGAUGUGCUGGAGAGCACCGGCGUGGACCUGUCGGCGGUGAGCAAGACCGCCGGCACUGUGGGUGACGUUGCGGGCAGCGCCGUUUCGGUGGCCACCCCCGUGGCCCGUGGCCUGGUGGACCUGCUGGCCACCUCCGACCCCGUCACUCUGGGCGAGUUCGGCCUGGGCGCCGUGGCGCUGUAUUACCUCAGCCCCCUGUUCUUCGGCGCCUUCCGCGGCUACGCCGGCGACAUGACCUCCGCUGUUGCCCUGGACACCGUGGUCAACGACGCCAGCAGCGUGCUGAUCGACAUCCGCGCCAUCCGCGAGAAGGAGGCCAGCGGCGUGCCUGACGUGCCGGGCGCCGCCUCUUCCAAGCUGCUGGAGGUGGAGUUCGCCGCGCUGGAGGACAAGAAGCUGCGCAGCCAGCUGAAGAACCCCCAGGACAUUGAGGCGCAGACCACCGCGCUGCAGAUUGCCUCGCUGCGCCGCAUCAACUCGGGCACCAAGGUGAUCCUGCUGGACCGCUACGGCCCCCUGGCUGAGGCCGUGGCCCGCGAGCUGGCCAAGAAGGGCUACGGCAAGGUGUAUGUGGUGGUGGGCGGCUUCGACGGCCGCAACGGCUGGAUCCAGUCCAAGCUGCAGAUCAAGCCGUACACCGCCACCGCGCUGACCUUCUCGGCGCCGGCCUUCGGCCGCACCGGCACCACCUCGACCCGCCGCCUGCCCGCCCCCCGCUCGUAAGCGGGCUCGCAGUGGCUCGCGCACCGGCGGCGGCUCCGUACGGGAGCCAAAGCUGGAGCUAGAGCCGUGCUAGCGGAUACGGUAAGCAACGACAGCAGCAGCAGCAGCAGGAGAGGAGGUGGCGACCUGCAGGCGCGCUCUACGCUGUGACGGCUGACGGUCGUCAUAGAUGCGGCGGCGAUGGCAGCAAGUCAUGGCGGCGGCGGCCCUGAACGGGGCGCCGUAGGAAGCCGCCUUUCUGACGGCAGCAGGAGCACGCCAGGCGCCCUAGGUUAGACAGGCGACCGAGAUAGCAAGCACACUCGAUUUUGGUUCAGAGGCAGUACAUGUACGUUAAUGUUUCAAACUGACUGUACGCGCACAUGCGCAACGCCACAGUUGGGCUGGUUAAGGCCCCGACGAGGCGACGUGGGCACUCAAGUGGCCUGCAGUGUAUGUGUGGUAUGAUAAAGCGUGACCCCCCUGAAGAUGGGCGGACAACGGAGCGCAUCAAGAGAUUUUGGGAGCGGAGGACGGGAGGAGCGGAAAGAGAGAUAACCGUCAAGGAGUCGGAGAAACUCGGGUAGUGUAUAUCUGUUUCAACGUUGGUUGUUUGAGGAUGCUGACACGCAAGGAUUUGGUCAGGUCGUCAAAUAUUUUUACCCGGAUGGUGGCGCACACGCAGACUGGGCUCUAAUUGUCCCGGUCAGCGGUGGUGCCACACGGCAAGCAUGAUGUAACCACAAGCAUUU
Chlamydomonas reinhardtii is the source of this 2176-nucleotide messenger RNA. RefSeq lists its product as uncharacterized. NCBI's taxonomy places the organism in Eukaryota, Viridiplantae, Chlorophyta, Chlorophyceae, Chlamydomonadales, Chlamydomonadaceae. The coding region runs from base 309 to 1445 and encodes 378 amino acids. The transcript has 6 exons. Gene Ontology annotation, biological process: de-etiolation; regulation of stomatal closure; cellular response to calcium ion. The record is from RefSeq and is a predicted model, not a curated record.